Molecule: messenger RNA, 1014 nt
Organism: Paramecium sonneborni
Lineage: Eukaryota; Ciliophora; Oligohymenophorea; Peniculida; Parameciidae
Source: the annotation of a GenBank genome assembly
AUGGAGAAAUUGGUAUAUUUACAAAUCUAAUCUCAUCAUGUUAAUCACUAAAUCUUUAUUUAAAAAAUAUUUUUAUUUGGGUUAGUAUCAAAAUUAUAUAUAUUAUUACAAAUUAAUUAUCAUAUNACUGAACAAAAUGUAAUCUUUAAUAUAAUAUUAUAGGCAUAUACUAUAUUAUUGAUAUUAACUGAUGGAAUCAUUCAUGAUAUGGAAUAAACUAAAUAAUUGAUUGUUAAUAGUUCUAGAGUUCCUUUAUCAAUUAUUAUUGUUGGUGUUGGUAAUGAAAACUUUUAAAUGAUGGAAGAAUUAGAUGGAGAUUAAGGUAUUUUAAUCCUUAAUUAUAUAGGUCUUUAUUCUGGAAAUAGAAAAGCAGAAAGAGAUUUAGUAUAAUUUGUUCCAUUCCGUAAUUUUAGUGGAAAUCACAUUAAUUUAGCUAGGCAUGUUUUAGCUGAAAUCCCAGAAUAAAUUGUUAAAUAUCAUUAACUUAUAGGUAAAAAACCUAAUCCACCUUAAUUUAUUGAUAUUAAUUAAUUAGGCAUGACUCAACCUAAUUUACAAAAUCUACAACCUGAAUCAUAACCACCUUAAAUACCUAAUAAUGUUUAUCCUUAAAUUUAAUAACCUAAUGUACAACCACCAUUUUAAUAACCUAUGUAAUCUCAAAUCCCAUAUUAACAACAAAUUCCUCCUUAUGUAUAAUAAUAAUCAUUAGCAUAAUAACCUCCUUCAUAAUAUUAACCAUAUCCUUAUCCAUAAAAUAAUAAUUACUAAUAACCUGUUUAAUAAUCCUAAUAAUAAACCAGAGCAUCUGAAUAAAUCAAUCCAUCCAAUUUCAUGUAUUAAUAAUAUGGAUAAUUACCUUAAAAUAAUAGAUAGAGUUGCAAUCUAUAAUAAGUUCCAUAUUCAUAAUUACCCCCAAAUUAAUAAAAUAAUUCCUAAAUACCAAAUCAUUAAUAUCCUCCCAUCAGCCAAUCUCAACAAAAAUUUGGUUAGAUUAAAAACCCUAUGGAAUGA